Fomitopsis serialis is the source of this 1278-nucleotide messenger RNA. RefSeq lists its product as uncharacterized. Bases 1 to 1278 code for a protein of 425 amino acids. The record is from RefSeq and is a predicted model, not a curated record. The transcript is spliced from 3 exons. Lineage: Eukaryota; Fungi; Basidiomycota; Agaricomycetes; Polyporales; Fomitopsidaceae.
AUGCCGUUGUACGGUCAGGUGCCGUAUGACGGUGGCCCUCAGCAGCCUCGCGCACAGCAAAUCCCUGGGGGCCUUGCUCUACAGCGCAACCUGCCGGCUCCUCACCCAUCUCGCAACUGGCUGCAGGCCCAGCCACCCGACCCUCACCGCGACGCGUUUCCAUUCGCACCGAGGCCGACCUUCGAGCGCGUCCCAGACGUGCCGGAUCUCAACGCGGGAAACGCGUUCGAUUUCGGUGGCGCGAACGCGGGAAACGUCCCUGGCGCAAACGCGCUCAAUUUCGACGGUGCGAACGCGUUCAACUUCGACGCUGCGGACGCGCCCAACCUCGAUGGUGCGAACGCGUUCCAUCCCAAUGGGGCCGCGAACGUGUUCAACUUCGAUGCCGCGAACGUGCCCAACUUCGAGGCCGCGAACGUGUUCCAUCCCAAUGCCGCAAACAUCCUCAACUUCGACCAGCGAGGUGUCUUCGACGCGCAGCCGCCAAUGGACGCUGCUCGCUGGCCAGUCCCUGUGCCCGCAAACAACGCACGAGGCUCUGCAGGCGAUCUUCGAGCCCCAAGUGUACGUCCCGAAAACGCGUUCGACUUCGCGCCGAAGCCGUCUCACAACGCUGUGCUACCCCCGGGCCAUAUCCGUCUACCCGCCCCGCCCAUAGCAGCUCCCUACCGUCCAGGACCCAUGCGAGAUGUCCGAACGAACGGCUUCGCAGGACCACGUCAGGAUCCCGUACAGGCUGUUCAGCGAGAAGCAGGGCAUCCUGCAAAUCCUGUGCGUGAAGACCCUCCCGGGCCCCUUGUACCAGAGCGAGCACCAAUGGUCCCGCCAGCAACUCCAGCAGCUGCGCGACGCGCUACACCGAAGAGCGCAUCGAGUUCGCGUGGAUCUACUACCUCACAGCAAGCCCAGCCCAAGACGCCUGCGACACCGUCGAAAGCUACGGAGAGCACCAAGCGCGGUGGGAAGGCGAGCGGGAAACGUACGGCUAGUCAGACGCCAGCGUCUUCGAAGGCUAAGCAGCCCGCCAAGCGUGGCGGACUCGGAAGCAAGGGCGGGGAGGGGAACCGUCGUGAACACGGGACGUCAGAUGAGGAGAUCGCAGAGUUGUCGCAGGCUCAGCGCGAGGCAGCGGCGUUGAAGAAGGGUGACGCCGAGGCGGACGAGGAUAGUACUGACCUGGACGACGAGGACAGUGAUGAGGAGGGUGCUGAGGGUGGAGGCGGCAAGAAGCGCGGGCUCUCGGAAGCGCAGAAGCACAAGAACAUCGACCGCACAUGA